AUGGCUCCGAAGGAAAAUGGCGUUCGAGGAAUCCCGUCGGUUCCCGGGGAGACUUUACGUUCCGGUAAAGCUCUGGAGAGAGUACGCGGCGAGGUACGGCGUGCUGAUAGAGACUGGGGUUUUGAUUUUGACUUCUUCGUCGUCAUCACAAGUUCUCCACUUUCUCGAUUGUCUUACGGAGAGAAUUCCGAGUGA
This is a messenger RNA of Arabis nemorensis, 195 nucleotides long. The record is from the annotation of a GenBank genome assembly. Lineage: Eukaryota; Viridiplantae; Streptophyta; Magnoliopsida; Brassicales; Brassicaceae.